AAAACCGACCACUUCGUCCAGGCUGUGCGGAGCCCACAUGGCAGAGAAACGCGGACGUCCUACCGCCAUCGCAGUGGCCGCCUCUCCUCUUCCUCUCGCCGGAGCCGCUGCGCCGGUCCACCCUUCGCCUCCGGCCUGAUUCCAGACCCGUUCGAAUUGUGCCGAUUCCCUCCACAAAAUUUUCAAAAACAAAACUCUGGCGCCAAAAGUAUCGCCUGUUUCCGUCAGCAUUUCUCCUCAAAUGCAUCGCCCCCCGUUUCCCUAAUCGAGCUCCCAAACCCUAGCUCCUGGCGGGAUGGACUUCGCGGUCCCCUCCUUCUCGCUUGGUAUUGAUCUGGAUGACGAUGACCCUCCUCCUGCAGCCGGAAGCGACCGGCGCGAGCUGGCGUGGGGAUACGCGGCGCCCGACGCGCCGUCGUUCUCUCUCGGGUUCGACUUGGACGAGGAGGAGGAGGAGCCCCAGAUCCGCGCGGGAGGCCGCAGGGAGGAGCAGGCGCGAGGGUACGCGGCGCUCGACGCGCCGUCGUUCUCGCUCGGCGUCGAUCUCGACGAUGACGACGAGCCCCAGCGCCCCAUCGGAGGUCGCCUGGAGGAGCAGGUGCGGCAUUACGAGGGGCCUGACGCUCCCUCCUUCUCCCUUGGCAUCGAUGACGACGUCGACUUCCUCACAGGAGGCCAAUGUCAAGAGCAAGCGCAUCCCCAGGUGUCGCCCCGAGCACCCUCUUCGAGCGGCGUUGAAGAGGAGGACAACUUCGUCCUCGCCGGUGGCAAGCGGGCGGCGCAAGUGGGGCGCGAAACGCUAGACCCGGACCCCCUGCCGCCGCCGCCGCCGCCGGAGACCAAUCGAUUUAAGCGGCUGCGGAGGGGCUCUGCACCGCCUCAUCCGGCACCAACACCCCAGGUGCGGAUCUAUGAGGCGCCUGACGCCCCCUCCUUCUCCCUAGGAAUUGACGACGACGACGACAUCCUCGCUGGCGGCCAGCAUCGCGAGCAAUCGAGACCACAGGCUGCGCCUCCGGUCCCGUCGUCGCUCGGUGUUGAAGAGGACGACGACGACUUCGUGCUCGCUGGUGACCAACGGCCAGAGCGAAUGCGGCGCGAAACGCUAGACCCAGACUCCUUGCCUCCCCUGCCGCUGGAGACGACUCGACUUAAGAGGCUGCGAAGGGGCCCUGUGCCGCCACAUCUGGCGCCAACACCGCCUCCUCGUAAGUUGCCAGAGCCGGCCGCGGCGGAAGCAUCUCCAGUGGUGCGUGGGAAGGCAGGACGGGGGGCUAUUGGGAGCUUGGAGGAUGAGAUCGAGGAAUUCGCUGACACACCUCCUAAAGUGCCAAAGCCGGCGGCGGCAGAAGCGUCUCCAUUGGUGAGUGGGAAGGCAGCACUGGGGGCUGUUGGGAGCUUGGAGGAUGAGAUCGAGGACUUCACUGACGAGGAGCGACUAGCGCCAGAUGUGCCACCAUCCGUUGGUAGCUGUAGCACUUCCAGCAACUCAAAAUUCUCUCUGCUAAAUCAUGGUGUCCUUAUGAGUCAAUCAGCAACCAAAGCAAAGAUAUCAAAAUUUACACAAGUGUCAAACUCUUCUGCUUCAAAAUCUUUAGAAGAAAGCUGCACAAAGAAACUACUUCCUAAGAUAACAAUAAGCCCCAUGAGGAAAAUCUACUUGCUUGACUCUGACACUGAUGCAGAUGAUGACCAGAAUCAAAAUAAAGCAAAGAAGGCAGUUAGUCCUCUUAAAAAGAGACAAGAAUCCAUGCACAAGUAUGUGCAGAAAGAACCUACCUUGCAGCAAAACAGCAAGCCCCAAGGGAACACUACUGUGCGGAAGUGCGAAGUUAAGAUGAACGACAAUUGGGAAACACCUGUUCUUGAUGAUUUUUGCAAUGAAUACUUCAAAUCUAUGAAAGAUUCAGGGCCGUCUCAGCAAAAAGAAGGCAGCAGUUUUAGUCGUUCAAAGGUUUCUCAACCCAAUUACUCUAUUGGUGAAACUGAAAGGCAUUUCCAGCAUCAAAGCACUUCAAGUGGAGCUGUACUAGAUGACAACCUGACUGACAGUAGUCCUCCUGCUAUGCAUUAUUUCUUCCACCAUGAUCCAAUGGUGCGUGAUCUAGUUCGUGAAAGGCUGCAGCAUUUCUUUCCCAUUGGGGCAGCAAGUUCCAGAGAAAAUGAUCAAAGCAGAGCAGAAAGUCUCAGCUACAGGAGGGAGUUUGGCUCGAGUGGUGCUGCUAAUGAUGGGUGGGUUACUCCAAAUAGAAGGAUCCAUGUUCCAACUGAUGUUGGCAAAAGAAGGGUACAUGCCAGUGGAACUCAAUCUGGUUCUGGCCAUUGGUUUACUGGGGAGGACGGAAGGAAGGUUUAUGUCUCGAAAAAUGGGCAGGAGUUGACUGGCAGAUAUGCCUAUCGACAAUAUCAAAAGGAAAGUGGCAGGGGAUUUAACAAGUACAGGAAGAAAGGUUCAUCUGGAACCAAACGAGGUGCUGCUAAAGCAAAGAAAGCCACAAAUGCAGCGAAACAAGGCACAAGUAGAGCAAAAAGGAAGCGUUGAGACAUGGGUCCGCUUGCCCAGAUCCACGAUGGACAGGAUUUCGUUAUAGUUAGGUUUUUUUUGCCUUGUGCAUUUCAUUUCGUAGCUAAUUUGUUGAUAGAACCAUAUAAUAAGCUUCAAUUGUUCUUUGUUUUCUUCCACGUUAUGCGGCAUGCGUAUACAUCAACACAAGGUUCUCUCGUGUGCUUGUAAAUAUUGUUCGCUCUUGCUGCUGCUCUCAGUUCUAAUGUUUGCUGCCAAGGACCCGUAUGCAAAGGGAUGGUACGCACCGUUGGAUAUAUAAACCAUGAUUACA
Molecule: messenger RNA, 2837 nt
Organism: Phragmites australis (common reed)
Lineage: Eukaryota; Viridiplantae; Streptophyta; Magnoliopsida; Poales; Poaceae
Exons: 5
Coding region: 296-2542 (748 amino acids)
Source: RefSeq, a predicted model, not a curated record